Molecule: messenger RNA, 1165 nt
Organism: Momordica charantia (bitter melon)
Lineage: Eukaryota; Viridiplantae; Streptophyta; Magnoliopsida; Cucurbitales; Cucurbitaceae
Product: S-type anion channel SLAH1-like
Biological process (GO): intracellular monoatomic ion homeostasis; transmembrane transport
Cellular component (GO): membrane
Molecular function (GO): voltage-gated monoatomic anion channel activity
Source: RefSeq, a predicted model, not a curated record
CUCUUCAUCCACCUACACAAAAAUGGAGGAAAUGGAUCAGAAUCAAAAGAAAGAAGCUUCAUUUUUCCUCCUCCUCUUAGCUAAAUUCCACGCAGGCUACUUCAGAAUCAGCAUGUCCCUCUGCGCCCAAGCCCUGUUAUGGAAAAUCCUCAAACACCCAAUUCAAAACCAAAAUUCUCUCACUCGAAUCCUCCAAUUCCUACCCAAUACAGCUUUCUUGUUCCUAUGGUCAUUGGCACUCUUAAUUCUGCUUUCCCUUUCGCUCACAUACAUUUUAAGAUGCUUCUUCCACUUCAAAUUGGUAAAAGCAGAGUUUUUGAACAGAGUGGGUGUGAAUUACCUCUUUGCUCCAUGGAUCUCUUGGCUCCUCUUGCUUCAAUCCUCACCUCUAAAGUUCGUUCCCCAAGAAAUCCUCAUGUGGGUGUUCGUGAUCCCGAUUGCGGCAUUGGACGUGAAGAUCUAUGGCCAGUGGUUCACGAAAGGGAAGAGAUUUCUGUCCACCGUGGCGAAUCCCACGAGCCAGCUGUCGGUGAUUGGAAACUUGGCCGGAGCGCGGGCCGCGGCGGUGAUGGGGUGGCGGGAGACGGCAUUGUGCAUGUUCUCCCUCGGAAUGGCACAUUACUUAGUCCUGUUCGUGACUCUGUAUCAGAGGUUGGCCGGAAGCAACUGCCUUCCGGCCACUUUGAGGCCUGUUUUUUUCCUAUUCUUCGCGGCACCGAGCAUGGCGAGUGUGGCUUGGAAUUCGAUUAAUGGGAAAUUUGAUGUGUUUUCAAAGAUGAUGUUUUUUCUCUCCGUUUUCCUGUUCGUGUCGCUGGUUUUGAGGCCGCGGCUUUUCAGGAAAUCUAUGAGGAAAUUCAGCGUGGCGUGGUGGGCUUAUUCGUUUCCUGUGUCGGUUCUUGCGUUGGCUUCCAUUGAAUACGCUAAGGAAGUUGGGGCCGGCGCCGGCGCGGCGCAUGUUUUUGCUCUUCUUUUGUCUCUGCUCUCCGUUUUGGUGUCUCUGUUUUUGAUGGCUGUUACGGUUAUGAGGUCUAAUUCUUUGAUUCCGGCGAGCCCGCCGGAGGUUAGUUCUGACAGCAGCAGUGGAGAGGUGUGAGAGUUUGAGGAGGGAUUUAGGGUGAUAAAACCAUACUUAGAUGAAACAAUUUUAUUCGUUAAUAUCUUGAUA